AUGGAUCUCGAAGACAAUGCUUUAGGUUUGACAUCCGAACAAACUGAUAAAAUAUUACAAUUUCAAGAUUUAACUGGAAUAGAAGAUAUGUCGAUAUGCCGAGAUGUUUUACAAAGGCACCAAUGGGAUUUAGAGGUAGCCAUUCAAGAGCAAUUAAAUAUAAGGGAAGGACGACCAUCUGUAUUUGCUACAGAAGCAAGGGCACCUCCAGUUGUCCAUGAUCAUAUAUCACAACAAGUGUUCACAGACGAACAACCAGAAGGCCCUGGUGGUAUCCGGGGGCUUUUCCGUUAUGUUGUAAACUUAGUUGUAUCAAUGUGCUAUAGUACAAUAUCAUCAGUCUUAAAUUUACUAUUAAGUUUCAUUAGAAAUGAUGAUAGAAGACUUGUGACAGAUCCAUUGGGUGAUGUUAUGGGUUUCAUAAAUAAUUAUACAUCAAGGUUUAAUCCACACCCAGUGUUCUAUCAGGGCACAUAUGCACAGGCACUAAAUGAUGCCAAAAAUGAACUAAGAUUCCUUAUUGUGUAUUUACACUCGGAAUCUACAAGUGAAACACAAAAUUUUUGCAGGACUACCCUCGCAGAUCCAGAGGUGAUCCAAUAUAUAAAUACGCACGCUCUGUUUUGGGGCUGCUCUGUGGACAGUUCAGAGGGUUGGAGGGUAGCGCAAUCAGUGGGAGGGCGACGUUAUCCUUUGCUAUGUGUAGUGUGUAUGCGGGAGCAUCGCAUGACCGUGGUGGCAAGGAGUGAGGGUGCAUGCUCACCACAACAGUUGCUGCAAAGGCUUCGUAGGGUAGUUGGUGACAAUGAACCACAUUUAGCCGCCGCUCGUGCUGAUAGAGUGGAGCGCGAAGUGACGGCACGUCUUCGCGCAGCACAAGAUGAAGCUUACGCAGAGUCAUUAGCGGCGGAUCAGGAGAAAGAAAGACGCCGAGCAGCUGCUAGAGAAGCCGUAGCACAGCAGGAGUAUGAGGAUCUACAACGUCGACAGGAGGAAGAGAGGCACAAACAAGAGUUGGUUGAAGCGCGGGCAGCGAUGGCCGCUCGGUUGCCGUGCGAGCCGGAACCAGGCAACGAUACUGUAGCGCUUCUUAUUCGCCUGCCCGACGGGGAACGUCUCACUCGACGCUUCUCUCUAAGAAAUACUACACAGGAUUUGUACGACUUUGUGUUCAGCCAUCCUCAGUCGCCCGAAGAAUUUGAGAUAACAACGAAUUUCCCCAAACGCGUGGUGGCGCGGGGUACAUCAAAUUUACAUGAGGUCGGACUUAAGAAUCGCGACGUGUUGUUCGUAAAUGACAUUAAUGCAUAG
This is a messenger RNA of Parnassius mnemosyne (clouded apollo), 1311 nucleotides long. Lineage: Eukaryota; Metazoa; Arthropoda; Insecta; Lepidoptera; Papilionidae. The record is from the annotation of a GenBank genome assembly.